UUACAUCCCUAAAUAGAAUUAAGAUAAAAUAAUAAUAAUAAUAAUAAUAAUAAUAAUUUUCACAUGUUAUUUUGCAGCAACCCUCCUCACCUCCUCGAACACACACACGCACAUACACAAAGAUGGCUUCAUCAUCAUCAUCAUCAUCAUCAUCAUCAUCAUCAUCCAUCGGUUCUCCAACCCGCAUUCGCAAGCUCAUCGCCGCCCAGCGCGACCCUCUCCUCGCCAUGGAGAUCCACUCCGUCGCCUCCUCCCUCCUCUCCGACCACCACCUCGCCGCCCUCCCCUCCCUCAUCCUCAAGCUCGCCCGCCACCGCCGCUUCUCCCUCUCCUUCUCCCUCCUCCGUCGCCUCCCCUCCCCUUCCCCUUCCCUCCUCUCCUCUCUCUCCUCCGUCUUCUCCUCCUUAGCCCGCCCCGAUCUCCUCCUCCUUCUCCUCCCCAUUCUCCGCCCUCCUCUCCCUCCCAAGCACCUCCACCGCCUCCUCCGAUCUCUCUCUUCCCACCCCUCUUCCCUCCCUGCCGCCCUCUCCCUCCUCCGCUCCUCCCCUCCCGACUCCCAUUCCCACUCCAUCCUUAUCCACGCCUUCUCCCGUUGUGGCCGCAUCUCCCUCGCUUACUCCCUCUUCAACCGUGUCUUCACCCUUGGUCUUACCCCCGAUCUCCAGGCCUACCGUUCUCUCAUGCAAGCCCUCUGCCGCAAGAGCCAGGUCUCCACCGCCUCCGAUCUUCUUGAAGAUAUGCUCAACAAGGGCUUCGUCCCUGAUGCCCUCACCUAUUCCUCUCUCCUCAACAGUCUCUGCCGCAAGAAACGGCUCCGCGAGGCUUACAAGCUUCUGUGCCGGAUGAAAGUCCGCGGUUGCAAUCCUGACAUUGUCCAUUACAACACUAUCAUCCUCGGGUUUUGCCGGGAAGGUCGCCCCUUUGAUGCAUGCAAGGUGCUUGAUGAUAUGCCUGAGAAUGGGUGCUUGCCGAAUUUGGUGUCCUAUACUACUUUGGUCAAUGGGUUGUGUGCUGGAGGGUUUGUUGAGCGGGCUAUGGAGUUUUUGGAGGUUAUGGUUGGGAAAGGACUGGUUCCGCAUUUUUCGGUAUUUCAUGGGCUUGUGAAGGGGUUUUGCAAUGUGGGUAAGGUGGAAGAGGCUUGUCGGGUUUUGGAGGAGAUGUUGAAGCUUGGAGUGGUGCCGCAUGUGGAUACAUGGGUGAUGGUUUUGGUGAGAGUUUGUUGUGAUGAUGAUGGAGAGAUGUUGAAACAGACUAGCAGUUGGUUUUUGAAGAUUGUUGAUGAAGAGGAAUGGAGGAGAAGGACAAAACUUGUGCAUUUGGGGACUGGUUUGGUGCAUUUUAAUUAAUUGAAAAAAUUGAGUAGGAAGAUGCAAUUAUAUUGAAAUUCCUGCUGGAUGAUAUUAUGGAUUCUGAUUAUCUGCCUCAAUGAACAAACGUCAACAAUCACAAUUAAGGUGGUGGUUGCUCAUCUUGCAAUAUUAUGUAUUCAUGUGAAGCUUAUCUGAAUGCUGCUGCAGAUUUUAUAGUUGAUGUAUAGACAGA
Dioscorea cayenensis subsp. rotundata (Guinea yam) is the source of this 1542-nucleotide messenger RNA. Its product is annotated as pentatricopeptide repeat-containing protein At4g01400, mitochondrial. NCBI's taxonomy places the organism in Eukaryota, Viridiplantae, Streptophyta, Magnoliopsida, Dioscoreales, Dioscoreaceae. Gene Ontology annotation, molecular function: protein binding. The coding region runs from base 123 to 1346 and encodes 407 amino acids. The record is from RefSeq and is a predicted model, not a curated record. The transcript has 2 exons.